Molecule: messenger RNA, 2711 nt
Organism: Phacochoerus africanus (Common warthog)
Lineage: Eukaryota; Metazoa; Chordata; Mammalia; Artiodactyla; Suidae
Gene: ALDH3A2
Product: aldehyde dehydrogenase 3 family member A2
Exons: 11
Coding region: 115-1572 (485 amino acids)
Biological process (GO): aldehyde metabolic process
Cellular component (GO): cytoplasm
Molecular function (GO): aldehyde dehydrogenase (NAD+) activity
Source: RefSeq, a predicted model, not a curated record
ACGUGGGCCGCGCCAGCCAAUAGGCGCACGCCUCGGUGUCGAACCCGGCCUGCGGGGCGCGGGUCGAGCAGUUGGUGGCGGCGGAGCGAGAGCGCUCGGGACCGAGGACCGGCCAUGGAGCGCGAAGUCCAGCGAUUGCGCGCCGCGUUCCAGGCGGGCCGAUCGCGCCCUCUGGCCUUCCGGCUGCAGCAGCUCCAGGCCCUGCGCAGGAUGGUGCAGGAGCGCGAGGAGGACCUGCUGGCGGCCAUCGCCGCGGAUCUGAGCAAGAGCAAACUCAAUGCCUACAGCCAAGAAGUCCUUACCAUUCUUGGGGAAAUUGAUCUGGCGCUGGAGAAGCUUCCCGAAUGGGCUGCAGCUAGGCCAGCAGAGAAGAACCUGCUAACCAUGCUUGACGAGGCCUAUGUCCAGCCAGAGCCCCUGGGUGUCGUGCUGAUCAUUGGAGCGUGGAACUACCCCUUGGUUCUCUCCAUCCAGCCUCUGAUAGGAGCCAUCGCUGCAGGAAACGCGGUGAUUAUCAAGCCUUCCGAAAUCAGCGAAAAUACAGCCAAGAUCGUGGCGAAGCUCCUCCCCCAGUAUUUAGACCAGGACCUGUACGCUGUCAUCAACGGCGGCGUCGAGGAAACCACGAAGCUGCUGGAGCAGCGAUUUGACCACAUUCUCUACACGGGAAGCACCGCGGUGGGGAAGAUCGUCAUGGAAGCCGCUGCCAAGCAUUUGACCCCUGUGACCCUUGAACUGGGGGGGAAGAGCCCGUGUUACAUUGACCCAGACUGUGACCUGGACGUCGCCUGCAGACGCAUCGCCUGGGGGAAGUACAUGAACUGCGGGCAGACCUGCAUCGCCCCCGACUACGUCCUCUGCGAGCCGUCCCUCCAGGACCAGGUCGUGCAGAAGAUGAAGGAAGCCGUGCAGGAAUUUUAUGGAGAUAACGUAAAAGACUCUCCGGACUACGAAAGGAUCGUCAAUCUCCGUCAUUUCAAGAGGAUACAGAGUCUGCUCGAGGGGCAGAAGAUAGCCUUCGGUGGGGAGACGGACGAGGCCACUCGCUACAUAGCCCCGACGGUACUUACCGAUGUUGAUCCUGAAGCCAAGGUGAUGCGAGAAGAGAUUUUUGGACCCGUUCUUCCGAUAGUGCCUGUGAAGAACGCAGACGAAGCCGUAAAAUUCAUAAACGAACGCGAAAAGCCCCUGGCUUUCUACAUAUUUUCUCGUAACAAUAAGCUCAUCAAGCGGAUGAUCGAGGCAACGUCGAGCGGGGGUGUCACAGGCAACGACGUCAUCAUGCACUUCAUGCUCAGCUCCCUGCCCUUCGGAGGCGUGGGUUCCAGUGGGAUGGGAGCUUAUCACGGCAAGUACAGCUUCGAAACCUUCUCCCACCUCCGGCCCUGCCUGUUAAAAAGCUUGAAGGGGGAAGGUGCCAACAAGCUCAGGUACCCCCCCAACAGCCAGUCCAAGGUGGACUGGGCCAAGUUCUUCUUCUUGAAGCGGGUCAGCAAAGGGAGACUGGGCCUCCUCUUCCUCGCGCUGCUGGGCGUCGUGCUGGCCGUGAUCCUCAAGGCUGGAUACCGCUGAAGGAGCUGCCUGUGCUGCCGACGCCUUGUCUCUUCUAUUUUUCUAUUAAAUAGCGAAUGAACCAAUAAUUUUUAAAUCCUACCAAAAAUAGUAAGAAGAUACACAAAUGCACCGUAAUGGAACCUGAGAGUCACUGCCACUCACUGUCUUUCCAGCCAGAGCCCCACGCCCCCACCCAGGGCUAAGGGUCCUGGGAGGACCCCAUCCCGCUGGGGCCCAGGCCCUGGAGCCCUGGGCUGGGGAGCAGCACCCACUCCCCCCCUCCACCGAAGUAUCACCCGGAAACCUUCCAGAGUCAGCCCCGCCCUAGUUUCCGGGCCUUCCCAGCCUCCAUUCCAGGUUCGAGGCCCUCGAGCUAGGGUCGGGCUGGGGUCCCCGUCCCUCACCAUUGAGACUUGAAGACCAGACCUGCGGGCAUCUCCCUUUCUCAUCUCUGCUCCGUCCUGUCCUGUGCUUGGGGUGCGACGGUCCCUUGUGGCUGUCCACACUCGGUUUCCGAUGUCGCUGGAGCGUCCAGUGCGUCCUAAGGCUUCCUGGAAGACAGCGGCCAACGCGUGUACGCGGCUUUCAUCUGCCAUCCUCAGGUGGAGUUGCUGCAGAAUUUAAACCCUAACGUGCAUUUUAAUGCUGUAACAAAAGUGCUUGUACACUCUGCGAGGACAGCACGGGCCCCACGGAAGGGGACAGAAGACAGGAAACGCCGGGGUUCUUUAGCCAAAUGGAAAGUCUCAAAAAGAGCCGGGGGGGGGGUCCUGGCCACAGGCCCCACUUCCUCCACCCCCAACCCCCGCACGCACGCAUGCACGUGCUUGGCAAAAUCCACCAGUGAGUCAGUGAAUGUGACUCACUUUACAGGACGUAUAAUCCUCUCUGGGGGAUGAGUGUGUUUUGUGUCUCAUUAGGCGUCUGGAGGAUGUUGCCUCACAGGGCGAGGUGUCAAGAAUUAGUCACGAGGCUGGUUUAGGAACAAGCUGCUGAGACGGGCUCCACCUGUCAGAAGCACAAGGCGUCUCAGACAAAAUUCCACCACGGAAUGUUCAUUUGAUACAUUCGAUUGUCCAUCACUUUCUAGCUAAACGAUACUGACUUGUCUACUAGUAGAUUCUGCUUCGAAAUAAAUUUAAUGAAAUUGCCAUGAA